GCAUGCAGCUCCCAAUCGCCAUCAUCCAACCAAAAACUCUGAAUCUCUGAAUCGAGUUACAACACUCACACGGCCCCUUUGCUUUUUUCAGAAAGAGGGAGAGAGAAGAGAGAUUUUCUAGAGAGAGAGAGUUUUUUGUUUAUUGGCCAUGGAGGAGCCGUCUGCACAUGAGGGGGACGUGGGCUGUACGACUGAGUCGUCAAGCUUUCUCCAUGGCGUUUCUCACACGGAUCUGAGAGAUGAAGACGAGGGCUCGGGAGAUCUGGAAGCCCUAGAUUUUCCUCGCGGGGCCUUUGCGGUGGUCCUCACCAUGGCCGCUGGGAUUGGAGGGUUCUUGUUCGGUUACGAUACAGGUGUUAUUUCUGGUGCACUUCUCUACAUACGGGAAGAUUUUGAGGCUGUAGACAAGAGCACUUUUCUACAGGAGACCAUUGUGAGCACUGCUUUAGUGGGAGCUGCUUUAGGUGCUGCUAUGGGAGGUAAAAUGUGUGACCAGUUUGGAAGAAAGGCAUGUAUGCUUUUCUCAGAUGUGGUGUUCAUGGCAGGUGCUUUGGUCAUGUCGGCUUCCCCAAGUGCCUCAUUAUUGAUAUGGGGCAGGUUUUUGGUUGGUCUUGGAAUUGGAUUUGCUUCAAUGGCAGCUCCUCUUUAUAUAGCAGAGACCUCACCUUCCAAUAUACGUGGAGCACUUGUGAGCAUGAAUAUUUUGAUGGUAACUGUUGGCCAAUUUAUUUCUUAUCUGAUCAACUAUGGUUUCACUAAGGUUCCUGGAACAUGGCGUUGGAUGUUAGGAGUAGCAGGUUUACCCGCACUAUUUCAAGCUGUGGUUUUCAUUUUCCUGCCUGAGUCACCAUAUUGGCUUAUUUCCCAAGGGAGGCUUGAUGAUGCAAUUCCUGUUUUGAGAAAGAUUCACUCUCCCCAAACUUGCAAGGCUGAGUUACAAGAAAUUUGCUCAUCCACAAAGGGUACCACUGUAACUACUGCAAGUGUCACUAUUUUUGAUGUUUUAUUUAGUAAAGAUACAAGGCUGGCCCUAAUUGCAGGAGUGGGCAUACAGGUUUUCCAGCAGCUCACGGGCAUAAAUACGGUGUUGUAUUACAGCCCAUCCAUCAUGGAACUUGCAGGAUACGCAUCUCAUGAAACAGCCUUAAAGCUCUCAUUGCUCGUGGCCCUUAUGAAUGCUCUUGGUACAAUUGCAGGCAUGUUACUAAUCGAUCGAUCUGGAAGAAGAAAACUCGCAAUUAGCAGCCUCAUUGGUGCAACAGGGGCCUUACUUCUGCUAUCACUGGCCUUUCAUUUAACCACCACAGAUUCACCCUCUAUCAACAAGUUAUCAGACUUUGGACCCGCUCUUCUCUGCCCUCAAAAUCAUUCUCCCAAGUAUACUUCCCAAAGAAUGACAUGCAUGGACUGUCUGCACGAGACAUGUGGGUUCUGUGCUUCAAUUCAAAACCAGAUGCAACCAGGAAAUUGUCUAAUCUACAAUUCAACAGCAGGUGCCACUUGUUUGGCGAGCUCUGGUCUUUGGUUUACUCAAGCCUGUCCUAGUAGACAUGGGUGGUUGGCUUUGGUUGGACUUAUUCUCUACAUAAUGGCAUUCUCCCCUGGAAUGGGGCCAGUCCCUUGGGCUGUGAACUCAGAGAUAUAUCCUGCACAUUUAAGAGGUGUCUGUGAGGGGAUUGCAGCAACAGCAAACUGGGUAGCCAAUUUAGCUGUUGCCCUCUCCUUUCUCUCUCUAGCUCAUAUAUUAGGAGCUUCAGGCACAUUCUUUUUGUUUGCGUGUAUGGCUUCCAUUGCUAUCCUUUUCGUUUAUCUUCUUGUUCCAGAAACUAAGGGUCUUUCAUUACAAGAGGUUGAGAAGAUGUGGGAAUCAGUGGCACAAAAUGAUCAUGGGUUUUCUGGUUUAUCUCUAAGAAACUUCAAUCAAGUGCAAGAUAAUGCAGGUGGUGUUCAAAUGCAAGAGUUUUAAGCUUGGUCAGUUUUAGAUUUUGGGGCAACAAGAGAGAUGUGAGAAAGUUUGGAAGAAAUGGUUGGAAUGGGGGAAUCUGCUAUAAUUUUCAUAAAGGUUCAUGGUUGCCACUUUAAAUGCUUGUGUUUUAUAUAUAUGGGCAUGUGAGAUGAACUUGUGAACCAUAGUGAGCUUGUGGGUGGUGUAAAAUGCAGGAGGUCAUGUAGAUGUCGAAGUGUUGGAGAGCAAGUGAUUCAUUGAUGGAGAAGUUCAGUGAGGCGGGGAAAAUAAUGAUGCAGUAGCACUGAGAUUCUUUUGUUUUGGUAUUUUUGCUUUGUUGUUGAUUCUGGCAAGUUCUUGUUGAGAAUAAAUCAAUUCUAUGCUAUGUUGAUGCUAAGGAAUAUGCAUUAGAGAUGCACUUUUACUUUUUGCACAAAAAUGAGAAAUUGUGCCUAAUAUGGAUGAUUUGA
This is a messenger RNA of Amborella trichopoda, 2415 nucleotides long. RefSeq names its product inositol transporter 1. Gene Ontology annotation, molecular function: transmembrane transporter activity. NCBI's taxonomy places the organism in Eukaryota, Viridiplantae, Streptophyta, Magnoliopsida, Amborellales, Amborellaceae. The record is from RefSeq and is a predicted model, not a curated record. Gene Ontology annotation, cellular component: membrane. Gene Ontology annotation, biological process: transmembrane transport.